Closterium sp. Yama58-4 is the source of this 1467-nucleotide messenger RNA. Lineage: Eukaryota; Viridiplantae; Streptophyta; Zygnematophyceae; Desmidiales; Closteriaceae. The record is from the annotation of a GenBank genome assembly.
AUGGACGAACAAGGUCGCGUUCUGGAUCAGCAAGGUCGCGUUCUGGAUCAGCAAGGUCGCGUUCUGGAUCAGCAAGGUCGCUGUCUGGAUCAACUUCAACUCGAAGCAGCUGGCCCAUUGGGGGAGUUGUUGGAGCGCCAUGGCGAGGAGCUGGACCCCAUUGGCAGCAUGCGAGCGCUCUUUGAGGAGCACGACAAGCCCGCAUUCGCCGCAUAUGGACCUUCUAGAUGGGUCGCUGCAUCUGGAGGAACCGAACUGUUGAGGGAAGGCCGUGCAGGGGGGUUGCUGGAACGUUUCGGCGAGGACUCCAGCAUGCGAGCGCUGGUUGAGAGACAUGGGCCGUCAAGAAUGAGGCCUGCAUCAGGAGGAAUCAAGCUCUUGGGGGAAAGCCGUGUAGGGGAGUUGCUGGAGCCGCAUCGUAACGAGGACCCGGGCAUUGGAGCCAUUCUUCUUGCGGCACCUAGCAAAAGCGCAUGCGGAUACGGGUCUUCUGCUUCCCACUCGAGUUGUGGAGCAGGAGAGGUCAAAUCAGUUGGUGAAUGCGGUAUCUCAAAGACUUCUGUAUUUGGGCGGCUUGGACAAGACCCCACUGGUGGCACCAUUGGAGCCAGCUUGAUGCGCGAACCUCAGACAUCGACGUUCACUUACGACGCGCAGAUAUUGAGUCAAGAGGAGAGUGGUCUCCUGGAGGAGCUAUUGAGGCGCCAUGGCCGACUUGACAGCCCAAUCGGGAUGCCGCCCUUCAUGUACGGCCAGCCUCGUCCGCUUCUGGAAGACCCUCAAAUCCCAAAUCAGGAGGAGAGUGGGCUCUUGGAGGACCUAUUGAGCCGCCAUGGCCGACUUGAGAACCCCAUCGGCAUGCCGCCCUUCAUAGGAGCAGCGGCAGCAGCAGCAGCGGCGGCAGCAGCAGCAGCGGCGGCAGCAGCAGCAGCGGCGGCAGCAGCAGCAGCGGCGGCAGCAGCAGCAGCGGCGGCAGCAGCAGCAGCGGCGGCAGCAGCAGCAGCGGCGGCAGCAGCAGCAGCAGCAGCAGCAGCUGUUGCAACGGCAGCACCAGCGACAGCGGCAGCAGCAGGUGCAGCAGCAGCAGAAAGUGGCAGUGGAGAGCUGGAUCACACAGGCUUUGAGUGCCUCCGCAACAGAGAGCAUGCGCGGUUGGACGGGCAAGCAGUGGGGCUGGGAUGCAUUCAGCCGAGGAGCAUGAAGGAGAGGUGCCGGCGCGAUCGCAUCAGGAGAGGCCUGGAGCUGCUGCAUCGAGCAUUACCCCCAUCUCUCGCAAGAGCACAACUCGAUACAGCCACAAUGGUGGAGUCUGCACUCACUCACAUAAAAGACAUGCAGGCCCGAAUUCAAGCCCUGGAGAACGCAGGAGAUGUAGUCGUGAAGGCAUCAAGAUCUGCAGUGGAGGAGACAACACAGCACUCAGCUGCAGGCGCAGGCGCAUCUAGGGUGACUUCAGGGUCAGUUUAA